Messenger RNA from Prorocentrum cordatum, 519 nucleotides. The record is from the annotation of a GenBank genome assembly. NCBI's taxonomy places the organism in Eukaryota, Dinophyceae, Prorocentrales, Prorocentraceae.
AUGCAGAUGACGCAAGUGCAAGCAGGGAUCGCUAAGGGUGCGCUCGCGGUGAACAACGAGAUAGAGGAGCAUAACACAUCCUCCCUCAAGAGUCCGAACCCCGCCUAUCAGCCUCUCUCCAGACAGGAGGUGGAGAGCCUCCGCGACGAUCUGCACGAGGACGCGAUGGGGCUUGGGGGGAUCGUGAGCGACGGGCGUCGAUGGAAGAUGCGGGAGUCCAUGCUCAACUUCCUUUACGUGCAGGGCAUCAGCGGCACAUGCCUGUACUGCAGUGCCGUUGACAUGGCCCUGUCGCCGAGCAAGCUCCUCAAGCAGGUGGAGCGGGAGUUCGACACCUCCGGCAUGGAACCCUCCGCGGUGCUCAACCUUGGCGACGUCGUGAGCAUCUUGGACUCGGUGAAGCAGAGGAUCCGGGCCUUCCAGCAGCGCUGCUGCGUGGUCGACCCGCUGACCGCUUCGCCGCUGGACGUCACCAGCCACCUGUCGGCCAUGUUCUGCGGCAUGCGGUCGGACGUCGUG